Messenger RNA from Cladocopium goreaui, 2169 nucleotides. The record is from the annotation of a GenBank genome assembly. NCBI's taxonomy places the organism in Eukaryota, Dinophyceae, Suessiales, Symbiodiniaceae.
AUGAACAAGGCACGUGCAAUGCUCGAUGCCCUCAUGGGCCCCCAGCGGGACCAAAAGAAGGAUGAGAAUGCGGAGGAUUGGAAGGACAAAAGCAUUUGUAAGGGUUUUCUUGUGGGCUUCUGUCCUUUCGAUAAGUCUGUGGUCGGUGGCAAGCGCUCCAUGGACCCUUGCGACAAGAUUCACUCCGAGGUGAUCCGAGAAAAGUUUGAUGCUCACAAGGAUGGCCAAGACGGCAGUGAACUUCGGAACAAGUACGAGGAGUAUUCCAUUCGUGACUUGGAGUUUGCGAUCCAAGAGGCUGAGGCCUAUGGUCGAAGAGAGGUUGAGAGGCUGAGGAAAGAACCAAGGUCCAAAGCUCUCACAGCGGAUGUGAACCAGAAGAUCUCACAAAUGAAGAGGGAAAGUCUGCAGUUGGAGAAGAAGGCCAAUGCCCUCGAUGAUUGCGAUGCUCGGAAGAAGGAAGAGCUGAUGAAGCAAUCAAGAGAAGUGGAGGAUGAGGCCAAGAAAUAUGAAAAGGAAGAGGAGGAAAAGGUCAAGGCAAACUUUCGACCUCUUGCCUGCGAGGUGUGCGGAACUGCGUAUGUUAGCAAUGAAGAAGGUGAGUACGAAGCUCACCUCAAGUACAAGGUCCAUGAAUCCUACACGGAGAUCCAUGCUCGCCUCAAGGAGCUAAAGGAUAAGAAGGCCGAGAGAGACCGGAUUGCGAAGGAGAAAAAGGAAGAAGAGCGGAAGAAGAGGAUGGAGGAGGAGGGGAAGAAGGGCGACGAAGCGGAGGAUGGCAAGGAGGACGAGAAAAAGAAAGAAAAAUCCAGAACCAAGUCCAAAGCGAAGGGCAAGAACAGCCGUUCCAAAUCGAGAAGGAGAGGCAGCAGAAGCCGGGAUCGCAAGGGGAAGGAGAGCUUUGCAAAGAGUUGCAACCCCUCAACGACCAAGGUCUACAAGUUGACUCCUGGCAGCUGCACAUUAAAUGGCCACACAGUCAAAGCUGGAACAACUUUGAGGGAAGUGCAGAGUGUACUGGCGUGCAUCGGGGACGUUUACAUCACAUUUGCAGGGGAUCAAGAAGUGGCUGAGCAGGCUGGCAUAGCAUUUUCGCGAGGAGCAGCAGUGGUCCCUGUGAUCCGCACUGGUGGGGCCAGCUCUGGGAAGUUUGGCUUUCCUGCAGCCGCAUUAAAGAAGCCGGCCUUCCUUGGGAAGGAGAAUUGGUCCUUCAUCAGCAGCACAGAAGCUUCCGAUGUUGCCACUGCUGCUGCAAUUGCUGCAGCUGUUGCUGGCUACGCGCGUGGUCAAUCACGGUGCGAAGCAAGUUCUUUAAUGACGCGCAGAGAGCAGGAAAGGACGGAGCGCAUGGCUGCUUCGAUGAUGUCUUGGAAGGCCCCACCAUGGCUGUCUCCCUACAUGCAAAAAAUCAGCCCAGCUCUGGAGUUGAGUGGACACUUCAUUUCAGUAGUUGGCCCUCCUGUUUGUGGAUUCUAUGCUGGUCUCUACAAUGGCUACAAGGCACUGCCCAGGGAAGCAGCCACUUGCUUGUGGGGUAUUGGCCAGUGCUUCUUUGGUGGCACCUAUGCGGCCUUCUUUGCCGCAGCGGAAGCUUUCAAGACCUCCGGUGGGGAUCAAGUGCUAGUGAGCCUGCAGGAUCUCCAGGACGAUGCUAUUGCCGUCCUCGAAGCAAACUCGGAGCAAGAGAAGGAGUUGGGCCACAGCACAGCGGGCGACAAAGUGAAGAUUGUGCUCCGCACCGUAGACCCAGAGCGCAUCUCUGUCGCUGUCAGAUGUAUUUGGGCAGGUUGCAUGGGAAUCGUCAUGACACUCAAGUACAAGUUUGCAAGGACAGUUGCCUUUGCGCAUUCCAUUGGAGACAACUUGCGGCCUAUUGCAGCCAAGGUCUUGGCGCCAAGUGCUUUGGCAGUGACUCCUCCAGAGUACAGACAAUGGAUUGAGCCUGCAAUAAAUCUCAGCUGCAAGGUUGUGGCAACUGCCCUAGCAUGGAGAUUGCAGCAGACGAUCUCCUCCGUCCAAAGCGGCAUUGCAGGAGGAAUGAUAGCUAGCAGGAGUGCCUGUGCAUAUCUUCUGCCAAUCCUGAAGAGAAGAAAUUUGCUGCUAGACUUUGCAGAGGACCUGCGAUGCCUGGCUCUUCCAUGCAUUUGCACUUCUUUUUGGCUGGGAUGA